Messenger RNA from Medioppia subpectinata, 763 nucleotides. The record is from the annotation of a GenBank genome assembly. NCBI's taxonomy places the organism in Eukaryota, Metazoa, Arthropoda, Arachnida, Sarcoptiformes, Oppiidae.
AUAGUUGUGAAAUUGUAUUAUAACUUAUAAUUUAUAAGUAUUGAAAAUAAUGUCAGAGAAAACAAUGCCUUCAUAUACUAUACGGACAAUGCAAUUGUCGGACAGCGAAGAAGUACGAGAGUUAUGGUCAGCGCUUGAGUGGGAUAUCUAUAAAUACUCCAAUGAAAUGAUGCUUAUAAAUGACCCAAACGGGGUAUUUGUCGCUCAGGAAAAUGCAACAGGCAAAUUGCUGGGAGUGUGCGGUUGUGUUAAUCUAUCGCCAGAGCUAUCAUUUGUAUGCAUGUAUGCCGUGAGAGAGGAUUGUCAGGGAUUAGGCAUUGGAACAGCUCUUUGGGCGAAAGGCAUUGAACAUAUGGGCGAUAGAAAUGCCUCACUCUUUGCGGCGAAUGUAAAAAUGCAAGAGAUUUACAAAAAUCAUCACAAUUUCAAAGCUAUUCCGCAAAGAAAACGACUCCUUAUGAAAGGCAAACCUGUGGUCAACGCUUUGACGGCUAGUAUUUCGGGCAUAUGUUUGGUUGACAUGAAUGAUAAGAAUAUCGCGGAUGUGAUUGAAUACGACAAACAGGUCUGCGAUGGAGUCGACAGGAGUGCAGCGCUUCGGGCACUCAACGGGACGUUUGAUAAUAUAAAUUCUGUGGCCAUUAAUGAUAACAAUCAAGUGAUGGGCUAUUGUGUCGUAUCGGAAACUGUUUCUGUUAUUGUCCGGGGUUGGGGUCCGAUGGGCGCGGGUAUGUUAGACCAGUCGCAAACCGGCACUUUAUGA